UCACAAAAUUCAUCAACAAAUGUGAAAUUUACUAGAAGCAGAGCAAGCAACCAUUGCUCCUUCUCUAACAAGCCAUCUUUACUUUCCUAGUUAGCGUUCUCCCCAAUCCAUCUUCACCUUCACAUUCUUCAUCAUCACCCACAAUCUCUCACUCUCUCUCUACUUUCUCUCUCUAAAAACUAUUCAUUCUCAUAGAGGUGGUGACUAGCUGUCUUCUCCAUUAAAUCUUUCACGGCCAUAUUUUCCCACCAGAAAAAAAAGGUGAACAAUCACUCCCUUCACGGUUACGUCUCACAUAAAUCCAUCCACCUCUUCUAUCCCAUAUAUAUACACACACACAUAUAUAUAAUAUAUACACAUCCCAUCUCAAAUUAUCAUGAAGGGAGUGUUUGAAAUGAUUUCCUUGAUGGUUACAUUGCUCCAGCUGCUAUCUACAACUUCUGCAAUUUUAGACCCGGUAGAUUUUCUGGCAUUACAAUCGAUUCGAAAAUCGCUAGAAGAUCUCCCUGGGUCGAAUUACUUUUCAUCAUGGGAUUUUACCUCAGACCCAUGUAACUUCGCUGGAGUUUACUGCGAAGGUGGAAAAGUGAUCGUGUUGAACCUCGGUGAUCCGCGAGCAGGCGCCCCUGGUCUUUCGGGGCGCCUGCAUCCGGAUAUCGGAAAGUUGAGUUCCCUCACGGAGUUUACGGUUGUUCCCGGGAGGAUAAUGGGGGCAUUGCCAGUAACACUGUCGAAGUUAAAAAACCUCCGGUUUUUAGCGGUUAGCCGGAAUUUUAUCUCGCAAGCAAUACCAGCGGAGUUAGGGGAGCUUAAGCAGUUGAGAACCCUUGAUCUGAGUUACAACCAGCUCACUGGUAGUAUACCAUGGGCUAUUGGAAAUUUGCCAGAGUUAACUAACGUUAUUCUUUGUCAUAACCAUUUAUCGGUAUCUAUCCCUCCGUUCAUCUCGCAGAGUCUAACGCGGUUAGAUCUGAAGCACAACGAGUUAUCAGGCAUCAUAGAGCGGAACUCACUACCAUCAUCGCUACAAUAUCUAUCUCUAUCCUGGAACCAACUUACGGGUCCGGUGGACCAGCUCUUGCCCAGGCUCAACAAACUAAACUAUCUUGACCUGAGCUUGAACCAGUUCACCGGACCCAUCCCAGGUUGCGUGUUUGGUUUCCAAAUCACCAACCUGCAACUUGAAAGAAACCGGUUUUCUGGACCGGUCCAACCGGAAGGUUCGGUAACGAUCCCCACAGUUGAUCUUAGUCACAACAUGUUGUACGGUCAAGUGUCGCCGCUUUUUGCGACGGUUGAGAAUCUUUACUUGAAUAAUAACCGGUUCACCGGUUCGGUUCCGACGGUUUUUGUGGACCGGUUAACGGCUGGUGAUAUACGAUUGUUGUAUUUGCAACAUAAUUUUUUAACCGGUAUGCCGAUCAACCCCAGGACUGAAAUACCUCUGAGCAGUUCGCUGUGUUUGCAGUACAAUUGUAUGGUCCUACCGGUUCAGACUCCAUGCCCGAUUAAUGCGGGUACACAAAAGACCCGACCCACUUCACAAUGCAUGGAAUGGAAAGGGUAAAUGGGGAAUUACUAGUUUAUAUACUUUUUUUUAUUUUGUGGAGGGUGGUUUUAGAUUCAAUUUUUGGUGUUGAAAAAUUGGGAAAAUUUGAGAUGAUCAUGGGGAAUUGGUGAUCAUGAUAAUAUAUUUCUUGUGAAUAAUCUUUUUUGGAGGAAUUCUAUAAUAUAAUUGUCUUAUUAUAUGUGGAAAUGAUUUGUUUAAUGGUGUAAUAAUAAUAAUGUUUUGGAUGUU
Molecule: messenger RNA, 1798 nt
Organism: Helianthus annuus (common sunflower)
Lineage: Eukaryota; Viridiplantae; Streptophyta; Magnoliopsida; Asterales; Asteraceae
Product: LRR receptor-like serine/threonine-protein kinase SIK1
Exons: 1
Coding region: 377-1567 (396 amino acids)
Molecular function (GO): protein binding
Source: RefSeq, a predicted model, not a curated record